Molecule: messenger RNA, 4865 nt
Organism: Episyrphus balteatus (marmalade hoverfly)
Lineage: Eukaryota; Metazoa; Arthropoda; Insecta; Diptera; Syrphidae
Gene: rk
Product: leucine-rich repeat-containing G-protein coupled receptor 6
Exons: 15
Coding region: 486-4577 (1363 amino acids)
Biological process (GO): G protein-coupled receptor signaling pathway
Cellular component (GO): membrane
Molecular function (GO): protein-hormone receptor activity; G protein-coupled receptor activity; protein binding
Source: RefSeq, a predicted model, not a curated record
UUCAUCGGAUUCGGUUGGAAAUAAAAAUUAAUUCGUAUUGUAUCUUUGUAUAUCUUUUUUGGUGUCCCCCAAAAAAAAAAAAACAUAGAGAUAUCUAUUUAACGGUUUUUUGUUUUGAUUUUGUAUGAUUCCCAUAAUGGUUUUUGGGAGAAAAUUAAGAGGUUAUUAGCCUCUAUUUUUAGUGAUUUUGUAAAUUAAAUUACCAACAACAACAACAAAAAAAAUCGAAAGUGGAAAAUUUAUAAUCAGAUACAAUUUUUGUAUCUACUAGAAACCAUUCAUACUAAAUGAAUCUGUCCAAGCCGAACAAAUCACUAACCAUGAUGGUGAAAAUUCUUUGCAUCACAAAACUCUGAAGGACCAUUAACAAAUUACUCAUCGAUGAAAGGAAAAACCCCAAACAAAUUCAUUCCGAAUGUAUCUUUCUACCGGUUAACAAAGUAAACAAACAAAACAAAAAAAAAAAAAAAAUCAUAAAAAAAGGAAUGGCCGGUGGGAAAGGUCGAGCCUUUCGAACACGUAGCUGGUUUCAUCUGAAGGAUUCUGUUAUUUUUGUUCUAGUUAUGUGUCUUUUACAUAUACAAAUUCAAUUAGUUACAACAACAUCAUCAACAGCAACUUCUAAAAGUUACAUUGGACAUGAUCGAAAGCGAGGUAUUGUUGGCAACUCUGGUCAAAUUUCAUCACCACCACUACCACCAGAACAACCAAUAUUAUCCACACCAAUACCAACAAUAAAAACACAGCCACCAUUCAAUUGGGCCAAUCCAACAAAGAUGACCAGUACAAGUAUUAAUAGUGGUAGUAAUAAUAGUAAUAGUAGUAAUAAUAGUAGUAAAAGUAGUAGAACUAAUACUUUAAAAAUUGUAAAAAAUGUUAAAUUAAAAAAUAGCAUGAAUGAAAAUGUGAUACGUGAAAAUAUUAUGCUGCCAUCAUCGUUUGAUUCCGAACGAGAAGCUCAGAUUUUGUAUGAGAAAACUUUACAAGAGUAUCAUGGAAAUAGUCAAAAUGAACAACACCAGCAAAGUGGCAACACUGAUAUUCAUAGUAUUCCAGAGAAAGUGACCGAAAAAACUCUACGUAGCAUCUGUGAGUUGUGGAUUGCAAGAAAAUGCCACUGCCAUGGACGCUUGGAUCGCAUAUCUCUUGUGUGCCGAGGCCUGGAUGUGCUAACAGUGCCAUUGGAUAUACCAGCGGAAGUUGUAAAUUUAGAUUUAGGAAAUAAUAAUCUUACACAUUUAGGAGACAAUUCUUUUUAUAUGGUACCAAAUCUGGAGGAAUUAACACUCUCCGACAAUAGCCUUUCAGACAUUCACCAGAAUGCAUUUAAUGGUUUAGUUAAAUUGAAACGUUUGUCAUUGCAAAAUUGUGGCCUUAAAGUGAUACCCGGUGAUUCAUUUCAAGGACUUCCAAAUUUAAUUUCACUACAGUUAAAUGGCAACUCGUUAGCAAGCAUGGAAACAGAUAGCUUAAAACAUCUACAAAAUCUAAGGACUCUACGUUUAGAGGGAAAUCUUUUCUACAGGAUUCCAACAAAUGCUUUGGCUGGACUUAGAUCACUUGAAGCACUAAAUCUUGGAAGUAAUCUUUUGACAAUAAUAACCGAUGAAGAUUUUCCAGUAAUGCCAAAUCUUAUUGUUUUGCUUUUAAAACGAAAUCAAAUUAUGAAAACAUCUCCUGGAGCAUUCACCAAUAUAACAGCAUUAAAAGUUUUAGAAUUGGAUGACAAUCUAUUAACCAGUUUGCCAGAAGGACUCAACAAAUUGGCUCAUCUCCAAGAACUUUCGGCUUCAAGCAACCGCCUCAAAUGGAUCAACGAAACCGAUUUGCCCAAAAAUCUUCACACAAUUGAUUUUCGAGCAAAUCCAUUGCAGGGAAUACGUCGUGGUGCUUUUACAUAUAUGCCACGCCUGCGUAAACUAAUUCUAUCGGAUGUGAGGGCAUUGCAGAAUUUCCCAGAUUUGGAUGGUUGUUAUACAUUGGAAGUAUUAAAACUCGAUCGAGCUGGCUUGACUGAGAUACCAGAGAAUUUGUGUAAGCAAAUUCCAAGGCUUAAGAGUUUAGAACUCAAAACCAAUACAUUGGAAAGAAUUCCUCUUUUGGGGAAUUGUAGAGAACUAAGACUGUUGGACUUAUCGAGUAAUAGAAUUGAAUCACUUACUGGAAGACCGUUUCAAGGCCUCAAACAGCUACAUGAUCUAUUACUGUCAUAUAACAAAAUCCAAGCUAUUCCACAAGAUGCAUUUUUCGGAGUACCGAAACUUCAAUUAUUAGACUUGGAGGGCAAUGAAAUAACUUCAAUCCACGAAAAUGCUUUCUCCCAAUUCGUAGAAUUGGAAGAUCUAAAUCUGGGAAAUAACAUGUUUCCCACUCUUCCUCCAAACGGUCUUCAUCGCUUACUACACCUUAAGACCUUUAACAAUCCCAAGCUGAAAGAAUUCCCUAAUCCGGAAACAUUUCCACGCAUUCAAACACUCGUCCUAUCGUAUGCUUAUCACUGCUGUCCAUUUCUACCAUUGGUCGCUAUGUCAGCAACACGAAAACCACCUUUGGUCCAAGAAGCUGUACUAUUCCCCUCAGAUUCUGAAUUCGAUAUGAGCUUGUGGAAUAGCAGUAUGACUGAUAUUUGGCCCCAAUUGCAUAAUCUUAGUAAAAAAUUCGGUACCCAAAUGACUGACUUGUGGAACAACUUUGGACAAGACUUCAACUAUCCCGGCAAUCUACCAGCCUAUGUUGAAGAGUAUUUUGAAGAAGAUCCAGCUAAUAUUGGUCCAAUUCGACCAUUUGGCUCCGAUGUGACUCCAGGAUCUGUACAAUGUCUACCAAUGCCUGGACCGUUUCUUCCCUGUGCUGAUCUUUUCGACUGGUGGACUUUAAGAUGUGGAGUGUGGAUCGUAUUUCUCUUAGCUCUUCUUGGCAAUGGAACUGUUGUCUUUGUUUUGAUAUUUUCCCGUUCAAAAAUGGAUGUUCCAAGAUUUUUAGUGUGCAAUUUAGCUGCUUCGGACUUUUUUAUGGGCAUUUAUCUAGGAAUCUUAGCAAUCGUUGAUGCUUCAACUUUGGGAGAGUUUCGAAUGUUUGCGAUACCCUGGCAAAUGAGUGUUGUAUGUCAAGUUGCUGGUUUUCUAGCAGUUUUGUCAUCAGAACUCUCAGUUUAUACAUUGGCAGUGAUAACUUUGGAACGCAAUUAUGCCAUUACACAUGCAAUCCACUUGAAUAAGAGGCUUUCGCUAAAGCAGGCCACCUACAUUAUGAUCUUUGGUUGGAUUUUCUCACUAGUCAUGGCCAUUUUACCGCUGAUUGGAGUUUCAGAUUAUAGGAAAUUUGCUGUCUGCCUGCCAUUUGAGACUACCACUGGAAUAGCUAGUUUGAGUUAUGUAAUUGGUCUAAUGUUCAUUAAUGGUUGUGCAUUUCUAACCUUGAUGGGUUGCUAUCUGAAAAUGUACUGGGCCAUUCGAGGGUCUCAAGCCUGGAACACUAAUGACUCCAGAAUAGCUAAACGAAUGGCUCUACUUGUCUUCACUGACUUUCUUUGUUGGUCUCCGAUAGCUUUUUUCUCAAUUACAGCGAUUUUCGGUCUUCAGCUGAUAUCUUUGGAACAGGCUAAAAUCUUUACAGUCUUCAUUUUACCUUUAAAUUCCUGCUGUAAUCCAUUCCUCUAUGCAAUUAUGACGAAACAAUUUAAAAAAGACUGUGUAAUGCUGUGCAAAGCAUUCGAAGAAACUCGAGUAUCCCGGACAGUUGGUCGCUCCGAUCGUGCUCCAAAAGAACUUCCACCACUCUUGUCAACAGCUCAUCAUCCACCAGGAUGUCGCUGUCUCCGGAUGAUGCCUAAUGAAAUGCCAACUUGGCAUAAGAUGCCUGUCAAAGCCGAAGGCUCCAGUAUCUGGUCAAGAGCGUGGCAGAGGCUUCUUUGCACCAAAACAAAAAAACGAAGAUCGGAAAGUCGACGUCGUAAUGCAGCAAAUACUGAUCCAUAUACCUAUCAAUUUUCGGAGAUCAAAAACAAGAAACAAACUCGUGCAAGUUCUAUUUCGAGUGAGAACUUUUGUUCGUCUAGAUCGAGCAGUUGGCGGAAUGGUCCUCCGUCAGCGCACACAUGUGCCAUUCCAUUGAAAAUGAUGGAACCAAGUGGUCGCCGCAGACACUCGGCAUGGUUGAUAACAAGAAAGACAUCUCAAGACUCGAAUUUAUCAAGUUCGAGGAAUGAUUCGUCAGCAUCGGCAACAACAGCAAGUACGUCGACUUUUAGGCUGUCACGAUCAAGUGCUGGGAGUACUACUCCAUUGCCUCCAAUAACUGCUCAUAACAGUAAAACUGUAUCAACAACAUCCAAGCCCCGGCUUGUUCGUCAAGAAGCCGUUCAAGAAGAAGACGAUUCUUCACCGCCACGUUUGGGAGUUCGAUUUCUUCCAACAAUACCAUCAGCAGCUGAUAGUAGUGUUGCAUUGGAAGAUGAUUCGAUUCAAUCGAAUUCGGGAAGUGUUACGAAUUUCUAUACCGUUUUAGAACAACAAACUGGUACAACCAAAGCCAUGAUCUCUAGUCCCAAAUAUCCGGCCAAUGAAAGGCCACCAUGAAUGGUAUAAAAAAUGGUAUAAAAGAAGAAAAUGGAAAAGAAGGCAAAGCCAUUAAAAGUAUGUGUGUAAUACCGUUCAAGACCGUGAUAUAUUAUAUUAGUUAUUAUUUUUAAAAACACAAAUUCACAUAAAUUUAAUAAAUAAAAUAAAAAAAACAUCCCAUUGUAAAUGCUAAAUUUAUAUUUUUAAAUGUUUAAAUGUAUAAAAAUAAAAAAAAUAAUAGUUAAAGUAGUUUAAUAUUAUAUAUUUAUAAAAUGAAGAUAAAAACAGAAAAGAAAAAAAAAAUAC